Molecule: messenger RNA, 1366 nt
Organism: Phlebotomus argentipes
Lineage: Eukaryota; Metazoa; Arthropoda; Insecta; Diptera; Psychodidae
Gene: Dh44-R1
Product: diuretic hormone receptor
Exons: 8
Coding region: 1-1284 (427 amino acids)
Biological process (GO): adenylate cyclase-modulating G protein-coupled receptor signaling pathway; cell surface receptor signaling pathway
Cellular component (GO): plasma membrane
Molecular function (GO): G protein-coupled peptide receptor activity; diuretic hormone receptor activity; peptide hormone binding
Source: RefSeq, a predicted model, not a curated record
AUGGCACAAACGCCCAAGAGUGUGCAUGAAUUUCCCCCGCAGGUCACAGUGGCACUACUGAAGGAAAACAUCUCCCUGCCUGAGGACAUUCUCCAAGCUGUUAACAAUAGUAUCGAGCUAAAAUGCCUGAUUAAAUCGCAUUUAGAGGAAUUGGAGGAGGUCUCCGACUUGUACUGCGCCACCGUCUUCGACACAAUUCUGUGCUGGCCACGCACGAAGCGAGGCACUUGGGCCACUCUUCCGUGCCUCAAGGAAUUUCAAGGCAUUCGCUACGACACGAGGCAGAAUGCCACCCGCUAUUGUCAGCUCAACGGAGAGUGGGAUAAUUACACGAAUUACAAUCAAUGCCACCAUGUGCCCGUGUCGUCGUCCAUGCAGGAGGAGUUUGAGUUGAGCGUGGAACUCCCAACGAUUAUCUACUAUGUGGGCUACACAAUAAGUCUGAUCUCCUUGCUCCUUGCCGUGCUCAUUUUCGUUCACUUUAGAGACCUUCGGUGUCUCCGGAACACCAUUCAUGCCAAUCUCUUCACAUCCUACAUCAUGAGUGCUCUUCUUUGGAUGCUAACUCUGUCGCUUCAGAUUUCCUCACCUCAACAAGGUCUGACUGAGUGCAUUUUCCUCGUCACGAUUUUUCACUACUUCAGCCUCACGAAUUUCUUCUGGAUGCUGGUUGAAGGCUUUUAUCUGUACGUGCUCGUGAUCGAGUCAUUCUCCCGGGAUAGACUCAAGUUCAACGCUUACGCCGCGAUCGGCUGGGGAGCUCCGGCACUCUUUGUGAUCACUUGGGCAGUGGUCAAGGGGAUUGCGAGCAAUUCUCACGCGCUGCAAGUGGCGCCCAACAACAAGCUCGAGAUCGACUGCACGUGGAUGAGGGAGUCGAAGAUAGACUAUAUUUUCCAGGUGCCAGCAUGCUUGGUUCUCCUCAUCAACUGCAUCUUCCUAUCGCGAAUUAUGUGGGUCCUAAUAACGAAACUCCGCUCCGCAACGACGGUGGAGACGCGUCAGUACAGGAAGGCAUCCAAGGCCCUCUUGGUGCUCACGCCACUCUUAGGCAUCACUUAUCUGGUGGUGCUGGCGGGUCCCAACGACGACGGCGUGGCCGGCUACGUCUUCGCCAUCGUGCGUUCUCUCCUGCUCAGCACUCAGGGUCUGUCCGUGUCACUCCUGUACUGCUUCCUCAACUUCGAGGUGCGCCUGGCGCUCCGGAAUCGCUUCGCGCGCUGGAAAGAUCAACGCAAUAUCCAACGCAGUCAAGCUAAUCGCCAAAGCUUGCGGUAUGUUUGAAACUGUGUCGCAGGAGUCAUCAGUCACCUGUUAUCUUCUUUGACAAUUUAUCAAAAAAAAAAUUAAGAGAACAAUGGAAUGA